Drosophila bipectinata is the source of this 1215-nucleotide messenger RNA. RefSeq names its product lipase 1-like. Gene Ontology annotation, biological process: lipid metabolic process. Gene Ontology annotation, molecular function: hydrolase activity, acting on ester bonds. NCBI's taxonomy places the organism in Eukaryota, Metazoa, Arthropoda, Insecta, Diptera, Drosophilidae. The record is from RefSeq and is a predicted model, not a curated record.
AUGCUUGAAACAAAAAAUGUGAAACUUUUGUGUGGGAUUUUGUUCUCAUUUUACAUGCAUUUUAAUUUUAUUUCCUGCGAUUUGAUUCAAUAUAAUGAAGUAAUUUUAGAAGAUGCCAACCUGCUUGUGCCAGAUCUGAUAAAAAAGUAUGAAUAUCCUGUGGAAGUUCACAAGAUCCUGACGAAGGAUGGUUUCAUACUCACAGCUCAUCGCAUUCCCAAAUCUGGCAGGCAGCCAGUGCUGAUGGUCCACGGCCUAUUGGACAGUUCUGCUGGCUUUGUUAUCCUGGGACCCAAAAAGUCCCUGGCCUUCUUACUUAGUGAUUUAGGUUACGAUAUUUGGCUUCUUAAUACCCGUGGUAAUCGAUAUUCCCGCAAACACCAAAGAUUCCACCGAUAUGAAUCGGAAUUCUGGAAUUUUUCAUUUCACGAGCUGGGAAUAUACGAUCUGCCUGCAACUAUUGACUAUAUCCUUUCAAGGAGUAAAGGAUUUGAGCAGUUGCACUAUAUAGGGCACUCUCAAGGAACCACAUCCUUUUUUGUGAUGGGCAGUGAAAGGCCAAAAUAUAUGAAAAAGAUGAAACUAAUGCAGGCUCUGGCUCCGGUAACUACUUGGUACAAUAAUGGUAAUCCUAUUGCGAGGACGUUUGCUAAAUACAUCCGACCGUUGACUAGCCUUGCCAAGUCCUUUGGCAUUUACGAACUGCCACCUGAGAAUGAAGUUUGGCGAAGACUUUAUUACAACCUUUGCAGUUUUGCUUUUCCCAAUACGUGCACAUAUAUUUUAUUUGAGCUUUUCGGCGUCAACUAUCAGCAGUUUAAUUCCAGUCUUAUUCCUCUUUUUCUGGGCCAUGCAGCUGCAGGAUCUUCAGUGAAGUCCUUGCUGCAUUACCUCCAGAUGGUUUACAACGAGGGAUUUUUAAAGUACGACUACUACGAACAAAAUCCACGUAUUUAUGGAAGUGAAAACCCUCCACAGUAUAAUCUAGCUACUGUGGAUUGCAAAAUAGCUCUUCAUUACAGUAAAAAUGAUAAACUGACGGCUGCUAUAGAUGUUCAAAGUUUGCGUGAUUCUCUUCCCAAUGUGGUCCUCGACAAUUUGAUACCAAACGAACGCUUUAAUCAUGUUGAUUUUAUUUGGUCAAAUGAUGUCAAAACAAUGCUGUACGAUUAUGUGAUGGAACUUAUGCAAAAAGUGGAUAAUGGAAAGGUAUAG